CUGAGGCGGCUCAGGACAGUCUAUUAGAAGUUGUUGAGACGUGACCGUUUAAGCAACAACUUGCGGCUAAUGGUUUACGAUGAAUUCUCCAAAGGGACCCGUUGCCCGUGAAACGACAGCGCACGAGAAAACGGACUCGGAAGGCGAGGAAAGUCAAAAGCCGAAAGAUAUGACCACUGACACGGGACAUAAAAUCAAGAAGAACUGCUUGCCGUUCAGUGUCGAAUCCCUGAUGGCGAAGUCAACCUGCCAGGUUGUGUGCUCUCCGGUUCUCCAGCAACCUUUCCCCCAGAGACUGGGACCGGACCUAAUACGGACUUACUUUGUGGAGAAAACGAAAGUUUCUGUGGACAGUUUGUCAAAUGCGUCGGACAGCUUACAGGAUGAAAGUGAAGAAUUGAGCGAUAAGGAACAGAGCACUUGGUUAAACUCGUCAUCUUUUGCGUCUCCCUCUCGUCACCCGAGCCCGCCGUGCCCCUUACGCAAGCACAAGACAAACAGAAAGCCCCGCACGCCCUUCAGCACCUCCCAGCUGCUCUCCCUCGAGCGCAAGUUCCGACAGAAACAGUACCUCUCCAUCGCCGAACGUGCCGAGUUCUCUAACUCCCUCAACCUCACCGAGACUCAGGUCAAGAUCUGGUUCCAAAACAGGAGGGCGAAGGCCAAGAGACUCCAGGAGGCCGAGCUGGAAAAGUACAAAUGCGCAUCAAAACCCAUUCUGGCACCGUUCGCGCUGCCGUUCCCUCUGGGAUCGCCAUCAUCUCUGUAUGGACCACCAGCCUCUUUCCCACGGCCUUUACCGAUGCCGGGACUAUUCAGCGGACCUGUGUCUUAUGGGAUGUAUUAUUUAUCCUAAAAACUUUUACCUGAUGGCUUCUUCCAAAGUCGGAAUGCUUUUAGAGACCUUAAAUUAUGUCCACCAUGCUGGCAAAUAUAACCUACCCCAGUGUAACAGAGGAAAAUCAAAGGGCAGUCUUUUGGUGAUACUUUAAAUUACAGUGUUUAUGUUACUCUAAAAGUACAUAUCCUAACUAAAUUUUUAGUAAUACUAAUUAUUAUGUAAUACUCUGAAUAAAAGGUUACAUUAGUAAAUAAGUUGACUUUUAUGCAAUAGGCCUAUUUGUAACAAAAGAACUGUAAUGCAAAGUAUUGCCUGUUUCAUCUGUUACAUUUCAUAAUUAUCGAGUCCGUAAAUCUCGAAAUCAUCCCUCAGAAAGGAAAAAGAACGGAAAGUAAACUCCUGUAUGUUUUAGUUUUUUAUUCCCUGUUGUAUAUUUACGUGCUCUUGUAGAGCAGGUAGACGUGUAAACUGUUUUAAGAUCAAUUUCAGCUGAGUUUAUCCGUCCCAUGACGAAGAAGUACUUAUUGGCCUUAUGUUGGAAGUGCCUUGAAAGACCAAAUAUUUAUUAGUAACAAAAUAAAAAAUAUUCUUUCUUAAAUGUAA
This is a messenger RNA of Triplophysa dalaica, 1444 nucleotides long. RefSeq names its product muscle segment homeobox 1b (gene msx1b). Gene Ontology annotation, molecular function: DNA-binding transcription factor activity, RNA polymerase II-specific; RNA polymerase II transcription regulatory region sequence-specific DNA binding. Lineage: Eukaryota; Metazoa; Chordata; Actinopteri; Cypriniformes; Nemacheilidae. The record is from RefSeq and is a predicted model, not a curated record. Gene Ontology annotation, biological process: embryonic morphogenesis; regulation of transcription by RNA polymerase II. Gene Ontology annotation, cellular component: nucleus.